AUGCGGCAACUUGGCACCUUGGGCUGGUGCACGCAGGCUCACCUAGGCCUAAAUUUACCGGAUAGUGCCGGCUAUUUCAGCCGUCUCGCAGACUCUGGUACAAGGCAAACUGCUGCAACUGCACAGCCAAAAAAAAGGAACCGUCACCUGAUUUUGCGUGGAUUUCUCGCUACCGCCACCAUCGGGCCGAAAACCGUCACCGCCCGAGUCUCGCCAUCCAACACUGACCUCCGCCAUUCAUCUUUGCAUUUCGUGCAGCAGCUUGUAUCCUAA
Messenger RNA from Akanthomyces muscarius, 273 nucleotides. RefSeq lists its product as uncharacterized. NCBI's taxonomy places the organism in Eukaryota, Fungi, Ascomycota, Sordariomycetes, Hypocreales, Cordycipitaceae. The record is from RefSeq and is a predicted model, not a curated record. The coding region runs from base 1 to 273 and encodes 90 amino acids. The transcript has 5 exons.